CUGAUGCUGUCGGACUAUUCCGAAGAAGAGGCCACCUUCGAAAAAUUCCCCUUCUAGAACAUUUAGACACUUGAGAAAUGUUUCUGUUUGAAGAAAAUAGAGGGAGAAAAACAGAAGUCUUUAGUCUGUGACACACUGUGUCUUCAGACAAUUGGAGGAUUGAAAACCUAUAGAGAUUUCAAAUCAUGAAUUGAACAUGUAAAAUUCCAGUUAAAUGUAAAAACGGAAUACGCAUCGCUCUUAACCUUGACACAGUGACUUAGAGACACUGUAUAUCAUUUUUGCCAAUAAGACUGUGGACUUCGUGAUUGUUGUUGAACUUCUGGGUCAAAACUCAAAUGAGCCAAACAGGUAAAAAGUUAAUGGCGAAGUGUCGAAUGCUUAUCCAGGAGAACCAGGAGCUGGGAAGGCAGCUGUCCCAGGGCCGUAUUGCACAGCUUGAAACAGAGUUGGUUUUACAGAAGAAAUAUAGUGAGGAGCUUAAGAGCAGUCAGGAUGAACUGAAUGACUUCAUCAUUCAGCUUGAUGAGGAAGUAGAGGGCAUGCAGAGCACCAUUUUGGUUCUUCAGCAGCAACUGAAGGAGACUCGCCAGCAGUUGGCUCAGUACCAGCAGCAGCAGUCUCAAGCCUCUGCUCCAAGCACCAGCAGGACUACAUCUUUGGAGCCGGGAGAGCAGACGGAGAUCACAAAUAAAGACUGCAGUCGUCUGGCAAAUGGACCAAGUAACGGCAGUUCCUCCCGUCAGAGGACGUCUGGGUCUGGAUUUCACAGGGAGGGGAGCACACCUGAGGAUGACUUUGCUUCUUCUCCAGGGAGUGGGAAUAAGGCCUCCGACAGCUCAGAGGAAAGAACUGGCAGAGGAGGUAGUGGUUACGUGAACCAGCUCAGUGUGGGUCAUGAAAGUCUAGACUCUCCCACGGGCAGUGAAAACUCUCUCACACACCACUCAAAUGACACAGACUCCAGUCAUGACCCUCAAGAGGAGAAAGCAGUGAGCGGGAAAGGUAACCGAACUGUGGGUUCCCGCCAUGUCCAGAAUGGCUUGGACUCAAGUGUAAAUGUACAGGGUUCAGUUUUGUAACAUUUUUCCAGCAAAUUUUUAUACAGUGUCAUUUAAUUUGGGAGGAGAUACUGUCUAGAAAAUUAAUGCAUACUU
This is a messenger RNA of Octodon degus (degu), 1157 nucleotides long. Its product is annotated as pre-mRNA-splicing regulator WTAP. Gene Ontology annotation, cellular component: nucleus. Gene Ontology annotation, biological process: regulation of alternative mRNA splicing, via spliceosome. The coding region runs from base 339 to 1082 and encodes 247 amino acids. The record is from RefSeq and is a predicted model, not a curated record. The transcript has a single exon. Lineage: Eukaryota; Metazoa; Chordata; Mammalia; Rodentia; Octodontidae.